AUGUCCAACCUGCCGCCCAACGUCCACGUCUCGCAGCAUCCCUGUCUGCUGGCGAAACUCAGCCAGCUGCGGUCGAAAGGCACAGCCGCCAGAGACGUCAAGGCGUUGAUACAUGACAUUACCCUGAUCGUGGGCUGCGAGGCGCUAGCCAAGGGGCUCACGAGUGUUUCCGGCCCAACGGACCAAACUCCACUCGGCUUCGAGUACGAAACCCGUCACGUACAACCGAGCGCCGUCUCGCUCGUACCCAUCCUCCGCUCCGGCCUGGGCAUGGUCGAAGCCAUCCAGACCCUCCUCCCGGACCCGGUCCCCGUCCAUCACCUCGGUCUCUACCGUGAGCCCGUGACCCUCUCCCCAGUCGAGUACUACAACAACCUCCCGAACCACUUAUCCAGCGGCGCCGGGUCGGUGUCCAACUUGACCGUCAUCCUCGAUCCCGUCAUCGCGACGGGCGGCACCUGUGCGGCGGCCAUCGAGACGCUGCGCGAGUGGGGCACGCGGCGCAUCAUUGUGAUCUCGGUGCUGGGCGCGGCACCCGGCGUGAAGGCGGCAGCCGACGUGUGGCCGGAGGGUGUCGAGAUCUGGCUGGCCGGCGUGGACCCGGAGUUGACGGAUCGCGGAAUGAUCAAGCCCGGUAUCGGGGAUGUGGGAGACAGGCUUUUCUUGACUAUCGGCAAGUAG
Chaetomium strumarium is the source of this 681-nucleotide messenger RNA. Its product is annotated as uracil phosphoribosyltransferase-domain-containing protein. The transcript is spliced from 3 exons. The coding region runs from base 1 to 681 and encodes 226 amino acids. The record is from RefSeq and is a predicted model, not a curated record. NCBI's taxonomy places the organism in Eukaryota, Fungi, Ascomycota, Sordariomycetes, Sordariales, Chaetomiaceae.